UUUGUGUGUAGAUAAAUUAAUUAAUUUAGUAAUAUGGAUGUGCAAGAAGACAAAAAAGUUGAACAUAAUAAGAUAGUUUGUGAACUUUGUAAGGUGGUUGUUUUAAAUGAGCAUCAAAGAAGCGAACACAUAAUGGGAAAAAAACAUCAGCUAGCAUUGCAUCAAGCCACCGUUUUAGAAACAAAAGAAAAAUGUGGAAUAUAUGUUAGAGGUUUUCCUGUGACUGCUACACUGGACGAACUUAAAUUGUUUCUGUCCAAAUAUGGUGAGAUAGUUGAUGGGUUUAUGGCCGAUAACAAUAUGUUUGCCAUUAUACAAUUUAAAGAAGUUACAUCGGUUCAAACAAUUUUGCAACAAAAGGAGAUUAAGUUCCAAAAACAAGGUUUAGUUGUCCAGAAAAGGAAUAUAAAGAAAAAGAAAGAUCCACCAGCAGAGUUACAACAAUGGGAAAAUGUUGAAUCUAUAAAUAAAUAUCUAGAAAGCAUACAUAAUCUUGAUGACCAAAUCAAAGCAUUAGUGAACAUAUUACAACCAAAUUGGUUCAUUAUGGGAACCAAAUAUGACAAAUUGUGCAGAGAUAUCCAAACGCACUUGCAUGAAAUAUUUCCAAAUUGCAUAGCCUAUCCGUUCGGCUCUACUGUUAGUGGUCUUAGUUUUCCAUCAAGUGAUGUGGAUAUUUACGUGAAGGUUUUUAUGGUUAACGGAUCUGUACCAAAUGGAAAUCUGGCUUCCGCUUACGUCAAUAUGUCGAAAAAAUUGCUGCAGAAUUAUCCUAGGGUGUUUUCACACGUGCUUGCCAUACCCAGGGCAAACACUCCGAUUGUUAAAUGCAUACAUAAUCCGACACGACUCAGUUGUGAUUUCAACUUCAAAAAUAUGCUAGGAGUGUGCAACACGUAUAUGAUUAAACAUUACUUGGCUGUAGAUACCAAAUUAUCCUCGCUCAUGAUUGUGUUGAAGUAUUGGGCAAAAGUGCACGAUUUGACGGGAAGAGGUGGCAAAUUUUCGAACUACAGUUUAAUAAUACUUUUCCUCUUUUAUCUACAAGUACAUCAACAUUUACCUUGCGUUGCAACCGUACAAGCUAUUUCAAAGGCAGUCAACAUGCAAGAAGGCUGGAAUGGUGGAUUUUCAGCCGUAAGUAAGUUCGCUUGUAAAUCACUGGCGAAUUUAUCGUCUGCUCAAAUUUUGCAAGGAUUUUUUCAAUACUACGCCAACUUUGACUAUGCGUUACAUGUGAUUUGUCCUUACCUGGGCGUUGUACUUUUAAAAACGGAUUUUCUCAGACCAGACCUACUCUCGGACAAGUUCGUACUGUAUAAAGCAAACAUUCCAACACUGCCUCCACUUAAAAUUGAAUCAUCAAUAUGUAUACAAGAUCCAUUUCAACACAACCAUAACCUCUCUGGUGCUCUACAUAGCCGAUUUGUUGAAGAUUUCGUGAAUUUAUGCAAGGUGGGCGCUUUGAUCUGCAAAAACGAAUCCAAUAACUCAGCCUUGUAUCAAUUAUUUACAUACGCAUGUGAAUUAACUGCAACAGAUAAAUUUGCAUCUCCUAACGAGUACCAAUUUAGUCUUACAAUGGACAGCAACUGUAUCCUUCACUUAAAUCAACUUACAGACUCAAAUGAGGAGGACCUAACAGAGAAAACUCAAAAGAUGAAAACUGCAUGGCACGAACUAGCCAAUACAUUCAUUUUGGAAUUUUUAACAAAAAUUAUGAAGUUUAAUGUGCAACUGAAAACGGAAGAUGACCAUUUCAAAUGUCGACGAUUGGAUGAACAGAAUGACAUUCACGACACAGUCAAAAUAGAAACUGUAACAUAUCACUGCACAGGCUACUUCAACCUAUGGGACGCGAGAAAAUCUAUAUUGAAGGAUAUGAAUAUAGAUCCUUCUCUAGGAAUUUUAGAAAAACAGAUUCAAGUCAGUGAAUACAUGAGCAAUCUUUAUAAAGGACAGAAGGUGACAAACACAAUUCUUGAGUUCGAUUUGAGUGCUGUUGCUGAGGUGAAUCCUGUACAGUUAUCGUGUACAAUAAUUAAACGGAAGGCGUUAAGUCACAAUUUUAUUACAUUCAGAUUAUUUGUGUGUAGAAAUAUUCAUUCUUGGUUUGAAAAGUAUUGUAAGGAACUGGAUCAAAAUGUAAAUAAAUAAUUGUAAUGGGUCAUAGACAGAAUCUCGAAGUUAUGGUCACAAAGAUAGUGGGUACAAAGCAAAUAAUCUUUAAAGAGCAACUACUUUUUUUAUUAAUUUGUUAGAACAAUUUCUUCGCAUUUCUACUAAAAAGUUCUGUGCGCCUCUUAAAUCCUAAAUUUGGUUAAUUUUGGGUGCUCGGAAAUUCAAUGCUGGUUGGAAUUUCUUUUCCAAAUCUUUCAUACAACAAACAGCCCUUGAAUUUGAACUUUUCUUUCCCAGAAACUUUCGGAAAAUCCUUAAACAUUUUUGUAAUGUUACACCAAAAAGUUUGCAUUUGUGGAAAUAUUUUUAACAAAUUAAUUUUUUUAGUUACUGGAAAGUGAAAAAAUUCUGAUCUUUAAAAAAAUCAAGUUUGCUAAAGCUAAAAGUGUACAGAAAAGAGCACCAAAUUCUUUGUUAUUUACUUCAAUGAUUCAACACGAUUUUUUUAAAGAUUAAAUGUAACUAAAGAAUUAGUUUCAUGAAAAUAUUGAAAGUCCAAGAUCUAACCCAUACCCUGUUGAUAUCAAAUUUGCAAGUGCCAUCUUAGGUCAGUAAACAUAAAACAAUUUCAAACGAGUUCAGAAUGAGCAAAUGAGAAUCAGAACUUUUUAGAUUAAUAGCGACCUUAUUGAUCAGAAGAAUUACCUGGUAAUUUGUUGGUAUUUGCUCAUUGACACUUGGGAUAUUCCAGACCUGAUGAAAACUACAACAAUGUUAUUCUUUGAAUCACAAACAAUUAAUUAAUUAAUGUAGUUUUAUUAUUUGAUUUUGCUGGCUUCCUCUAGCAAUUUUAGUUAAUCGGUAUUUAAUAAGUUUCAUUAAUAUUUUUGUAUAACUAUAUGCAACAAAGAUUGUCAAUAAGUUUAGUUUUAAGAGAUUGUAUUGCUAAGAUUUGAAAGUGAAGUGAUAUCUGAAUGCAACUUUGCCAUCGAUUGUAAUCGUGAAGACGUUUGCUUUUAAUUUCUUAUUCACUGGUCACUUGUUGCCAUACAUUGUUAUGAUAAGGUGCUACAAUUAAUAUAUUGCGUUACUUUUUGUGAAAGUUAUAAAGACUGAUAUUUUCAACAAUAAAUGGUGAACUGUUUCCAAA
Molecule: messenger RNA, 3271 nt
Organism: Photinus pyralis (common eastern firefly)
Lineage: Eukaryota; Metazoa; Arthropoda; Insecta; Coleoptera; Lampyridae
Product: speckle targeted PIP5K1A-regulated poly(A) polymerase-like
Exons: 3
Coding region: 34-2157 (707 amino acids)
Molecular function (GO): RNA uridylyltransferase activity; RNA binding
Source: RefSeq, a predicted model, not a curated record